Molecule: messenger RNA, 3726 nt
Organism: Westerdykella ornata
Lineage: Eukaryota; Fungi; Ascomycota; Dothideomycetes; Pleosporales; Sporormiaceae
Product: ARM repeat-containing protein
Exons: 7
Coding region: 264-3317 (1017 amino acids)
Biological process (GO): protein import into nucleus
Cellular component (GO): cytoplasm; nuclear membrane
Source: RefSeq, a predicted model, not a curated record
CUUGUAUUAUGCAAGAUUCAAACAGCAAGGCGUGGUUGAUUUCAACGUCGCAAUUAUAUAUAUAGAAUAGCGGCUGUGAUCUGUCUCAAGCUGGUAGCAGGACGCGACACGGUCUUUGCCACUCACUAGCCACACCAAAUGAACGACUCCAAUCCACGACCACAACGCCCUACCAUUACACAUUACACAUUACACAGUACAUUCGACUCCAGAAACUCGGUGGAUAUCUGCUUGACGCAGCAUCGCGCCCGCCAAACCCCGCCAUGGCCGACGCUUCACAGCAGCCUUCCCAAUCCUAUCCGCUGCAUCUAGAAGCUAUCGUGAACCUCGUCAGGACCCUCUACGACCCUGGAACCGCUAAGAAGGUCGCCGAGACAGAAGCAACGCUCAAUGUCCUCCAACGGUCGCCCCAGGGUUGGGAGAUUGCCGAUGCACUGUUGAGCAGCCAUGACGAGAAUGUCCGUUUCUUUGGCGCCCUUACCUUUACCGUCAAAAUCAAUACCGACUCCGAAGCCCUCAGUGAAGAUGAUUCGCGCCAGCUGUUGCAAAAGCUUAUAUAUCAUCUCAUUACCCGCCCCUCCUUGUCCAUCUCCACCCGCAAACUGUGCUCGACACUGGCCCUGUACUUCUGCAAACCCGUCUCAGUGUGGGAAGAGUGUGUACCAAGCUUGGCCUUGUCCUUCUGCCGGAACGGCCCCAUAGUUGACACGGCUCUCGGCGAUAAUGCACCACUUUUCGACAUCGUCUCCGGACUACCUGAUGAGCAACUGCUUAUUCUGUUGGACUUUGCCAUGAACCUCGCCGACGAGGCAAAGAGGUUGUCUACUCUGUCUAAUCGGCCAGAUCGAAAACCGCAUGAACGCAUGAUAGCAAACGUGGAAAGCAUCGAAGCGCUUUUGCAGGUAUCAUUCCUCCGCGGGAUCAAAUACCUGUCCGGGCGUGAUGCUUCCAUUCAGAUAGGGGGCAAGAUUGCAAACGCUUCCUUGAAGUGUUUCACUGGAUGGAUAUUUUACGCCCAAUCCGAGUUCGCAGCGGUACCAGAGAAAUUGCAGCACCUGCGCUCAGUAACACAUCUGGCAUUACAGUGUUUAGAGUACAACGUCGACGACGCCAUGGAAUUAAUCGCUGAGAUAGUGGAAAACUAUCCCAAUUUCCUUGAGCCUAGCGACCAGGAGCUACUUUGGUCCGUGGUCACCAGCAAUUGGGGUAUGGAAAUCCUAGCAAAUGCCGAUGAAGACACGGUAGCGUUGGCGAGGAUCAUCGUCGCCUAUGGUCACAACUUGUUGGAAUCUAAGAAACUCUACAAAGAGCCUGAUAAUGCUCAUCAUCAGCAAGUCAUGACUGUCUUACACGAGCUCCUCAAAUACCCUGAAUCGGUCGGGGUCGAGGACGAGGUAGCGCCAGUGGCCCUGGACUUCUGGAGCAACUACGUUAGCACCAUUGCAGAAGUAGCAUUUGAGUACUCGGAAGGGCAAGAAAGGCCAGACUGGUUAUUGAAGGCCAUGAACAAUGUUUCCGUGCUUGUCUCAGAGCUAGUUCGGAAGAUCAUCUUCCCUCUUACCGCCGUAGACAAGACUUGGGAUGAGGAUGCAAAGAAAACAUUCAAAGUGUUUCGCGUCGAUGUGAGAGACAUUUUACAGGACGUGUUCGACAUCUUGCAAGGAGCUCUAUUGGACAACUUCCUGGCUUUCGCCAUUCAAGCCCUAGAGGCGAGGAACUGGCGGGAGGUCGAAGCAGGCCUCUUCUGUCUGGUCUCGAUUGCUGACCUAUUGACCAAGCAGGCGGAUACCAGCUUGCGGCACUUGUUCGAUCAGCCUCUUUUCACCUUGAUGUCCACCGACACCACGAUUCCUACGGUGACACGACGAGCUGCUGUCGAUACCGUAGCUGCGUUUGAUGGCUUCUUUCUUCGCCAUCCGGUAUACUUGCCGCAGGUCUUACCUUUUCUCCUCAGCGCAUUAGCACAGCCAUCCCUCGCCCACGGCGCUGCAAAAUCAUUCGCCUCGCUGUGCUCGGAAUGCAGCAAAUCGCUGACGGGAGAACUGGAGUCCUUCUUUCAGAUGUACCAGCAGUUUCUCUCUUAUCCCACAGCAAACGAAUUCACAAAAAGCCGAGUACUUGAAGGGAUCGCUGCAAUUGUUCAAGCUCAAGAGUCGGAUGAGAAGCGCUUGGCCGGCCUCCAGCGGUUAUUCCAGUACAUUACGCACGAUGCCAUGCAGGCUGUCAAUGUCACGAAAAAGGAUAACGACGCGGAACAAGGGCUGGUUCUCACAUUAACGACUUUACGAUGCCUUCACUCCGUCGGGAAGGCAACUCAAGCGUCCGACGAGGAGGUUAUUGAUCUCGAAACCGACAAAACCACUUCAGGGUUUUGGACACAGGGUCCUGGCAAGGAGAUUCAAAAUCAAAUCAUCAACUUUGUCAAUUACUUGACACAAAUGUUCCCUGCCGAAGGCGAAGUGGUUGAAGCGGCGUGCAAUGUGUUCAGAGUCGGUUUCAAGGAGAGCGUCCCUGGUCCGUACGUCCUACCGCCGUCGGCAACCAUCGACUUUGUCCUCAAGACAACGCUCGAGACGCCCCGGCUGCCGCAUGUGCUGGAGACUGCUUGCUGCUGGGUCUCCUCACACAAGCGCGAUAAGGGCGAAGAAUACGAAGAGCAAUGCCAGCGUCUCCUUCAUUACGUUCUUGGCAUCUUGCAAGUUCUACAGCAUCCGCGGAACGAUCCCGAGAUAUCGGUGGGGUGCAUCGAGCUCAUCCAGAAGUUCGUCAACACGAGCCCUCAGAUUUUUGCGGCCGAACCACCCAAAGUGUUAAAGGGAAUGUUCGACUUCGCAAUAGAAUGCAUAAUGUCGCCUGAAGUGCUGCCAAAACGCGCAGCAUCGCAGUUAUGGAAGGACGUCUUCGAUCUGUCCGCAAACACAAAGAGUCCGUACCAGAGCACCGGUCAGGAUAUUGUAGAUCACUUUGGAUCUUCGGUCGUCUCGGCAUUGGUGUACAACCUGUGCGGAGAGGUGGAUUUCACGAGCCUCGAGUAUAUCGUAGUUCCCCUCCGCAAAUGCAUCAACUCGAACCGACACGCUAGGGCGUACAUCACGCAAGCGCUUGCUGAACAGCCGCUUAUAUUGCGCGCUAAGGACGACCCUAACCUCGAAGGGACCAUGCGAAAGUUCAUUGAGGGUAUGAUGAGAAAUGCCAAGGCAGCCACAGCGUUCAAAGAAACAGUAAAGGCUUUCUGGGAUCACUGCAAAGUCUUGCAAAUGCAGUUCAAUCCACGCACAAUACACCCGGGACAUCGAUUCGCCCAUGGAAUAUCCUAGGGGGCGAGUGCCGGCCGCUGCUUAAUAUGGUGAUACCGGAAAGUGACUAGAUCAGGAUUCCGCAAAUUCCCCAAAGGCCGCAAGAGCAAAUGUGAUCCCGAAAGAGAGCUUCAGCGCAGGGUUGUUUUGGAUCGCGCCGCGAACAUUGGUCUGCUUCAGGCGCCGCUGAAGAUACGAGUAGGGUACGAUGUGAAUGCCACGCGACUCAAGCAACUGAGAUUGUUAGGUAAACGGUGAUGAGACGUGACAGCCUUAGAACGAUGGCGGGCAUGAACAGAGGGAAGGAAAGGGCAUAACCACACGGCAUGCUCGAAAUUACCGAGUUGGAGUAGAAAUAACUCAUACCUGGACGAAGAUAACAACAAGCCCAAUCAGUAAAGCCAGCGACUUGCUGAAUAGACUGACUCCC